CUUCCUGUCGUUCCCGCGAGGCCAAAGCUAUCCCAUCUAUACGGAAGAUAGAGGAAGAGAGGACGACGAAAGGGUCAUCGAAGGGGCGGAGAUGAUGCAUCGCCCGCGAGGCCUCCUCUCCAUCGCGCGAUCCCUCCACCGCCCCCCCUCGUCCCCCCACCUCCGAGCCCUCGUAUCCACUACUUCCCUCCUCCAAACACUAGAUCGGGACCUCUCUGCCCAAACCCUAGCCCCCUCAUCUCCCCCUCUGCCGCCGGCCCGGACCCUCGCUGACCUCCAGCGGCGCCUCGCCGUGGAGUCCCCCUCCCUCUCGGACUUCGUCUACUCGGUGGAGGUCGGGACGAAGAAGAAGCCGCUCCCGAAGCCGAAAUGGAUGAAGGAGACGAUCCCUGGGGGGGCCAAGUACGCGGCCAUAAAGGCGAAGCUGAGGGAGCUCAAGCUCCACACCGUGUGCGAGGAGGCCAGGUGCCCCAAUCUCGGGGAGUGCUGGUCUGGCGGGGAGACUGGGACGGCCACCGCCACGAUCAUGAUCCUCGGGGACACCUGUACUCGUGGUUGUAGGUUUUGUAAUGUAAAGACAUCACGCGCUCCCCCUCCACCAGAUCCAAAUGAACCCUCUAAUGUUGCUGAAGCAAUUGCCUCAUGGGGUUUGGAUUAUGUGGUGAUUACUAGCGUUGACCGCGAUGACUUGCCUGAUCAAGGAAGUGGACAUUUUGCAGAAACAGUGCAAAAAUUAAAGUUUCUGAAACCAAAUAUGCUAAUAGAAGCACUUGUUCCUGAUUUUCGAGGAGACCCCAGCUGUGUGGAGACAGUUGCAAAAUCUGGGUUAGAUGUUUUUGCUCACAACAUCGAGACUGUUGAAGAGCUGCAGCGCAUGGUUCGAGAUCAUCGUGCUAAUUUCAAGCAAUCAAUUGAUGUCCUUAAAAUGGCAAAAGAAUAUGCUCCUCCGGGAACUCUGACAAAGACUUCAGUAAUGCUAGGUUGUGGGGAAACACCUGAUCAAGUGAUUAGUACAAUGGAGAAAGUGAGGGCAGCUGGAGUUGAUGUCAUGACAUUUGGUCAGUACAUGAGACCAUCAAAGCGGCAUAUGCCGGUCUCUGAAUAUGUUACCCCAGAAGCAUUCGACAAGUAUCGUUCUCUUGGCAUGGAAAUGGGAUUCCGAUAUGUUGCAUCAGGUCCAAUGGUACGUUCCUCAUAUAAAGCAGGUGAAUUUUAUAUCAAGUCGAUGAUUGAUGCUGAUCGAGCGAAGGCUUCUAUAAAUCCACAUCAUGGGUCUUAAGCUGAAAGUUUUCUACAAGCCACUUUCCAUAACCAUGUUAUCUCAUUGGCUUUUUUGAUCCAUAUUGUAGUUUGAUUCAGGUUGUUAUCUUCUUUGUCACUGCAUACCAUCCUUUAUGGAUGCAGCUCGUGCAUUCGCUCUGCUAUAUUAUGUAACUUCAUCGGCUAUGAUAUUCACAUAUGCUUCAUUCAUUUAAAGCAGGAAUAAUACAACCAAUACUUUCCUGUAU
This is a messenger RNA of Elaeis guineensis (African oil palm), 1508 nucleotides long. Its product is annotated as lipoyl synthase, mitochondrial. Gene Ontology annotation, molecular function: lipoate synthase activity; 4 iron, 4 sulfur cluster binding. Gene Ontology annotation, biological process: lipoate biosynthetic process. Gene Ontology annotation, cellular component: mitochondrion. The record is from RefSeq and is a predicted model, not a curated record. Lineage: Eukaryota; Viridiplantae; Streptophyta; Magnoliopsida; Arecales; Arecaceae.